Molecule: messenger RNA, 2682 nt
Organism: Linum trigynum
Lineage: Eukaryota; Viridiplantae; Streptophyta; Magnoliopsida; Malpighiales; Linaceae
Source: the annotation of a GenBank genome assembly
CCAAAUUUCCCGAAAUACCACUUAUAUCCAUGUUUUAAAUUUGUUCUUUGCCAAAUCUAUCCAUUUUCCAAUAUAUGUUUGGUUAAAUACACUUGUAUAUCCAAAAACACCGUUAAAGAAUGUGAAGUAAUUGGAUAUAAGUGGUAUUUCGGGAAAUUUGGAUAUUAUUGGCACAACCGUGAAAGUUUUGGAUAUACAAGUGUAUUUAACCUAUAUUUUUCUAUGAAAACAUGGAGCAACAAGGACAAACACUAAGGGAUAUUCUUAAGUAGUAUGAACAUGAGUAAGGUAAAGUAAGUAUGACAAAAUCAGAAUUGUCAUUCGACAUAAACUUAAACAGAAAACUGAAGAGCAACGGCAACAAGUGAUUGAGUUCAGUAGUUCCUCAUAGAAAAUUAUUGACUCUAGAGAUAGAGUAAUAUGGAGAAGACAAAAUUGUUUCAAGCACCGACAGAACCAGAAGCGCCCCUUGUUUCAACGAGAGGAGGACGGGUUAUUCACAUUUCAUUUGAUGGUCAGAGGCGAAUUGAAAGCUAAGCAGUGGUGAUUUGAAAGAUUUCCCGGUGGAAAAAUAGAGAUGUCUCCUGCGUUACCCCCAUAGGUUAUACAACAUGACAAAUACUUAGAAACCCUACAUUUAAUGACAAAUCUAAGAAUGCAGUUUUUAGCUAGCUAAUUGACCGAGUGAGGAAGAAAAUCAAAAUGUGAAAGAGUAAAACCACGUUGAAUGCAUCAAAAGAAGUUUUGAUUAAGAGCAUGGCUCAAGCACAAGGAACAAAUGCAAUGUCAGUGUUUCUCAUUCACCAAUGAGUAAUUCAAGAAUCACAAAGCCUAAUAGCAUGAUUAUUGCGGGGAAGAAAAAUGGAAGAACCUUCAUUAAGUAAGUUGAGAAAACUGUAUAUCAAAAGCGAAAGAAACUCACAAAUAUGUGACGAAUGCCAUUCUAUGGAUUGAAAGAAACUCAAGAGCACGUAACGCGUGAUUGCGAUUGGGCAGGUAGGGCUUGGAGAAGUAGUUUACUAGGAAGUUGUUUCUAAUGGGGGAGGAAAGAUCAUGUGAAAAAGGGUUAUGUAAAGUGUUGUAAAGAGGUUCAUAUGAGGGUAUGUUUUGUUUGCUACAACCCUAUGGUACAUAUGGAAAUAACCAUCUUUUGAACAACCCAAAAUUCUAUGAUUGGGAGAUAAUUAAGAGAUCACGGGAUUACCUCGAGGAAUUCCAAAUGUAUUAACUGUUCGAUGAACACAAAAUGUUGAUAAGGAGAAUCUAUAAAUGGGAAAAUCUGAAAAUGAGAAUCUAUAAACUAAAUUUGGAUGCGACCGUGUUAUCAACGCGAGGAAUGGGGUAUGGGCGGGUAAUUCAAGUUAGUGGAUGAGGUUUUUAGAUGACGAUAGUAAAGUGAACAAGGAUUUCUAGGCAACUAGAGCUCGUAGAAGCUCGAGAGCCCUAUGGGCUAUGGAAAUGGCCGACAUGCAUAGCUUCGGGCCGAUGCUUUCGGAAUUCAAUUGCCAGAAUCUCAUACGCAAACUCUAUCGAGAAGAGGAGUCGCUAUUGGAAAUUGGAUUUGUUGCAAGUGAGAUAAGGAAUUUGGAAGCGAAGAUUGAAAAUGUGAAGUGGCGUUUCUGGGGGAGAGCCGCCAAUGAAGCGAUGCAUCUGAUGGCACGCAUGCAGUGCCCGUGGGAAGAUAUAUAUUUAGCUGACUCGACGUUCGAUUUUCUUUUUCCUCAGCUCUAUGUUGUUGUGUUGAAGCUAGGAAUGAUAAAUGGUUAGUUGGUAAUCUGUUUUAACCGAUAACCGAACAACCUAUAACCGAUCCGAUAAUGGUUAAUUGAUAAUCACUAAUUUCUUACUGGUUCAAUUUCGGUUAGUUAUAUUUUGCUUAGUGGUUAACCGAUAACCGCCUGCUAGUAUAACCCCAUAGUUUUGAUCUUUCACUAAGGAAAAAAGUCUCAAGGUUUAAAACCAACCAAAGUCACAAUUCUAGACAUCUCAAUUUUCACUGAUUGCAUACAACCCUCCACCCAAAGUUUUAAAUUUGUACAGAACCCAAAAGUCAUCCUCUCCGACUCCCCUACUAGUCUUUGUUUCUUUUGAUGCUUGUGGAUGAUGAUGAUCUUGUGGUUCUUGUUUUUGAUGUUUUGGUAGUUGGUAUUCACUAAUUAGAUGAAAUCGUUUGAUUAUUUUAUGUGUUGGAGUUUGGAUUUGGAUUAUGAAUUCAAGAAGGAUGUUGUCUUGAUGUUAUUUCUUAUUGUUAGUAUUUUAUGUUAAUUAUGUAGAAGUCUAGUUACAUUGUUUUACAUGUGGUUAGGAUUAAAUGACACUUUUAAAAUUUAAUUGGACGAUGUUUCAUUGAUUUGUGUAUUACAAGUGUUUAUUUUUUUUUCACUUUUAUUACAUUUCAUGAAAGUAAAUAGAAGUUAUUUGUUUGAUUAGCUAUAUUUGUACUUGUUGGAACGUAUGUUAGUAGUUAUUAAUUAAUCGUCAAACUGACCGCUAACCGAACUGAUAAGAGACGUUAAUCGACAAGACUUAUAAGUUUGAUUAUCAGUAUGAGUUUUUUUCUUAUCGGUUAGUAGUUAACCGACACCGAACCGAUUGUCACCCCUUCCAAAAAUUUAUAUAAAGAGAAAAAGACUUGAAGAAGCCAACUUGAGAAAAUAUAUAAAAUAAAAUCUUAUUAAUACA